This is a messenger RNA of Uranotaenia lowii, 1698 nucleotides long. RefSeq lists its product as uncharacterized. NCBI's taxonomy places the organism in Eukaryota, Metazoa, Arthropoda, Insecta, Diptera, Culicidae. The transcript is spliced from 3 exons. The coding region runs from base 1 to 1698 and encodes 565 amino acids. The record is from RefSeq and is a predicted model, not a curated record.
AUGACCUCCAAAUACAAUAAUUUCGAAGAGGCACUGGAAUUGAUGAUAGUGCCCAAGAUCUUGGAAAACCAACCCUGCACAACAUUAGAUGAAAAUGAGCUGACCAUCCCGAACGAACUAGAACUCGCAGAUCCGACGUUCUACAAAUCCGGCGAAAUAGACAUUCUCAUAGGAGCGAGAGUGUUCUUCAAAAUAUUAGGGCCCGGUCGACUCAACACUAUGAAUGGCCCCAACUUUCAGGAAACGAUCCUAGGUUGGGUAGCAUGUGGAGUACUUCAACAAGGGAGUUCCACAACAAUUGACACAGCAAUAGUUUAUGUUGCCAAAAAUGAAUCAAAUUUCCCCCAAGAUGAAUUAGCCAAACUUAUCGAGAAGUUUUGGCGUCUCGAAGAAUCUGCUGAUGGCAGAUAUAUCACCCGCAUACCAUUAUGCGGAGAUCCAUCAUCAUUGGGGGACUCGUAUCAACAAGCUCACAGAAGAUUUCUCUCACUGGAGCGAAGACUUCAAAACAACCAAGAUCUCUACGAAGAAUAUCGCACAUUUAUGAACGAAUAUGAACAUAUGGGACACAUGGCACCCAUCACAGCUGACGAUUUUCAUAAAGUUAAAUACUUUAUACCUCACUCAUGUGUAGUAAAGCCUGAAUCAAUCUCUACCAAAUUAAGGGUAGUGUUUGAUGCCAGCGCGAAAACAUCGAACGGAAUAUCCCUCAACGAUAUUCAAAUGGUGGGACCCACCAUCCAAAAGGAACUCUUCGAUCUACUGAUUGAGUUCAGAACUCACAACAAGGUAUUAGUGGCAGACGUCGCCAAAAUGUACAGACAAACACUUGUCGCAUACGAAGACACUUGGCUACAAUGCAUAUUGUGGCGCAACAACCCCAACGAGCCUAUGAGAGCAUACAGAUUGACGACUGUCACAUACGGUGAAGCGUCUUCCUCGUUUUUAGCCUGUCGAGCUCUACAUGAAGCUGCAGAAGACUAUCGUGAAGUAAACGCAAAAGUAGCAGAUGCAAUUCAAAACUCAUUCUACGUUGAUAAUCUCAUGAUCGGAGCCUCCUCCACCUCCGAACUUAUUGAAUUAAAGGAAGGCAUCGAACAUGCCCUAUCACUCCACGGAUUUCCACUACGAAAGUGGGCUUCAAAUGAUAACAGUGUACUGGAGGGCAUUCCGGAGAAAGAUCUGGAACCCCUGAUUCAAGUAGGAGACCAGGAAGUUAUUAAAACUCUAGGAGUGGGCUGGAACCCCAUGAAUGAUGUGUUCCAGUUCAUCAAUGUAAAGAAUUCGAACGAAGUAAUCAGAUCACUAACGAAAAGACAAAUGGUCUCGAAGAUACUGAGGUUGUACGACCCCAUUGGUCUAAUCCAACCAGUAAUCAUCACGGCCAAGAUCCUAAUGCAGGAUUUAUGGACUCACAACAUUAGCUGGGACGACGAAGUUCCAGACCGUUCUCUUCAGCAGUGGAGAAUCUUUGAAGCAUCUUUAACAGAAUUGAAAUCUAUCGAGAUUCAAAGGAUGACAAUCCCAAGCCAAACCAUUGUCCUUGACUUGCACGGAUUCAGUGACGCAUCGGAGAAAGCUUACGGAUGCGUCAUCUACAUGCAUUCGAUCGAUUUGCAAGGCGAAGAACGCACAAACCUGUUAUGCGCCAAGUCACGGCGACUCCCAGGUGACACUGAGUUGGAUAAAAUCUUCUAG